CUUUGGCUGCGGCCCCGGUGUAGUAGCGGGGGCGGCGGCCGGGGGUAGCGCGGCUCCUUCCCUUGUUGUGUGUGUCGGUGCCUCCUCGCCAUCUUGUUGCAAAGCCUUUUCUUGUCGGCGGGACUCCCGGGGGCCGCGGGGCGGGAGGCAAUAGAAGGAAGGAAGAGAGGGAGGGGAAGGAAGAAGGCAGUGCCGCCUCUUUUUUUCUUUGCAUCAAAUUAUUUUAAAUUUGCAAAUUAUAUUUUGCAAAUAUUUUGGGAGACAUUGAUUUUCCUGCCCGUGCUCCCCCGUUCUUGCCUGCGGAGUGCGCUGCGCCGCCCAGCCCUGUCGCCCCCCGGAGGUGAUCCCUCCCUCCUGCCUGCCCGCCAGCCUGUCCUGUGCCUGGCUCGCGGGCCGCAGUCUCGGCCCCGGCGCGCCCCCGGCAGCUCUCAGCGCGAUGAGCAUAGAGACGCUACUGGAGGCGGCCCGCUUCCUGGAAUGGCAAGCGCAGCAACAACAGAGAGCACGUGAGGAGCAGGAGCGUCUUCGCUUGGAACGGGAACAGGAGCAGAAGAAGGCCAGCAGCCUGGCCAGGCUGGCCCAUGCCCUGCCUGUGGAGGAACCCCGCAUCGAGGCACCACCCCUGCCUCUGUCGCCACCAGCACCCCCACCAGCACCCCCACCGGCACUUGCCACCCCCACCCCACUGACUGUCAUUCCUAUUCCAGUAGUGACCAACUCCCCUCAGCCCCUGCCCCCGCCCCCACCACUGCCCCCUGCAGCCCAGUGAUUGAUUCUGUCUCCUCCUUGAUGUACCCUGGACUACACGCAUGGACGGCUCCGUAACGAUUCAGCUCCCCUGCCCACCAGGCCGCAGAUGCCCACCCCUGCCCCUCUACUGCCAGACUCCAAGCCCACCGGCAGCCCCAAGCCUUUGCAGCCCCUCCCCACACCCAUCCUGACCAUAGCACCCCACCCUGGAGUCCAGCCCCAGCUGGCCCCCCAGCAGCCACCCCCACCCGCUCUUGGGACCCUGAAGUUGGCACCAACGGAAGAAGUCAAAUCCGGCGAACAGAAGAAGAGGCCUGGGGGGAUCGGAACCAGAGAAGUCCACAACAAACUGGAGAAGAACAGAAGCAGGUUGGCUGUGGGGGGAUGUUCGCGGUACUGUGGGCCCCAAGGUUGCUGCUCAGGGUGUCCUGCUUUUCCUUGCCCUGCUCUCCAGUCCCUGAAGAGGAAGGAGAAGGAAUAUGAGCAUGAGAUGGAGCGGCUGGCGCGGGAGAAGAUCGCCACGCAGCAGCGGUUAGCGGAGCUCAAACAUGAGCUGAGCCAGUGGAUGGACGUGCUAGAGAUUGACCGUGUGCUCCGACAGACAGGCCAGCCCGAGGACGACCAGGCUUCCACCUCUACUGCCUCUGAGGGCGAGGACAACAUAGAUGAGGAUAUGGAGGAGGACCAGGCCGGCCUGGGCCUACCCAAGCUGAGCCAUCGCCCCCACCCGGAGCUGCCGAAGCCACCGCCCAGCACCGCCCCUGUGCCUCUGCCUCCCCACCCACACGCCCACUCCCAGCCUGUGGCCCUGUCUCCAGCCCAUCUGCCUGGGCAGCAGCCGCCACCACAGCAGAAGACACCUCUGCCGGCUCCUCCUCCCCCACCAGCUGCCCCUGCCCAGACGCUGGUACCAGCUCCAGCCCAUUUGAUGGCUGCAUCUGGGGGAGGCUCCACGGUCAUCGCCCACACAGCCACCACCCACGCCUCAGUCAUCCAGACUGUGAACCACGUUCUCCAGGGGCCAGGCGGCAAGCACAUCGCCCACAUUGCCCCCUCAGCCCCCAGCCCUGCUGUGCAGCUGGCACCUGCCACACCCCCUAUUGGCCACAUCACAGUGCACCCUGCCACCCUUAACCACGUGGCCCACCUUGGCUCCCAGCUUCCCCUGUACCCACAGCCUGUGGCAGUGAGCCAGCCCGUGGCGGUGAGCCACAUUGCCCACACCCUCUCGCACCAGCAAGUGAAUGGCACAGCUGGGCUGGGGCCCCCCACCACCGUCAUGGCAAAGCCAGCCGUGGGGGCUCAGGUGGUGCACCACCCCCAGCUGGUGGGCCAGACAGUGCUCAACCCUGUGACCAUGGUCACCAUGCCCUCCUUCCCGGUCAGCACACUCAAGCUGGCUUGAGGAGGAGGCCACUCAGAGGCCCCCAGUGGGGGCAAGAAGGGGAACCUGUCCCCACACUCUCCCACCAGCUCCACACAUUCCAGUCCGGCCCAGGCCCACCCCACCCACCCCCACCCCCAGGCCUCCUAGGGGAAGGGGGUGCAGAGACUCUGAGCCAGGGGAGGGAGGGGCCACCCCAGGGAGCUGGGCACAGGGCAGGGGGUUAGUUCACUGCACUAGGACUUGGUAAAGUGAUGAGAGACGCUCUGGUGGACGUGCUGCCGAUUCAGCCUGGUGCUGUUCCUGCCUCCCCGUCCUGUCCCCUGAAACAGUUUGAUGUGGAUGUCAUGUUCUCUGCCUUCUCCCUCCCCUGCUGCCUUCCUGUGCUGCUGCUGCUAUUGCUCUGUCUGGUGAUGUGGCUGAGGAUCUGGGCCCUCCCUCCUGAGCCUCAGCCUCUCUUCCCAGGCCUAUGGAGGGGAAAGAGGAGGAAUUGAACUGAAGCAACUUGGCUCAGAAAGUUGGGGAGCACUGUGGGCCCUAUUCUGAGUACAGGUGAGAAGUCCUAGGAAGUGGCUGUCUGGAGUCCUACGCAGACAGGUGGGUGCCCCAGCCUGGGGCGCGCCAACCCAGUUGCAGUCACUGAUUGCUUACAGCAGAACUAGUUAGGAUUUUCUACCAACAGUAAACCAAACCCAAGCUGUUGCCAAGUUUCUGAGCCUUUCACCCCUUACCACUGGGCUCCUGACCUCAAGAGGGCAGGCUGAGGGUGGGGUGGGGUGGGGGAGAAGGGGUUUGGCUGUCCCAUCGUCCCCACCGUCCCCAGCCUGGGUCUGGACUGAGAGCUGCUCUGGACCCCUGUUCCCAUCCCUAGGUGUGGCUUUUGGCUUCCAGAAGGCUGUCACUCCCCCGAUUCACUGGCCUCUGCUUAGUGCUCUGCACUCCCCUGAGGAUGGGUACCUGGGGGUGCCACCUGGGAGACAUGGAACAACAUCUGGUCUGGGUUCCAGGAGCCUGAAGCCACACUGUUGAGGCAAUUAGGAAGUGAAACGGCAGGGGUUCCUCUCGGCUCCCAGCCCUUUCCCACGGAGGCGCUGAGCACCUGUAGAGGGAGCAGAGCCGGGCUGUUGCAGGGCUGCUGCUUCUGCCCCAACAACUGUCUCUAGCGUCAUCUCCGCCCCGAACGUUGCCCUUUCUCCAGUGGGCGUUACUGAGUGAACCCUGGUGGGGGCUUCUGUGUGCCACCGCCUUCCUCUGAGGAAAGGUCCUUAGUUGGGCCAAGGGCAGGGCUGAGCUUGGGGUGGAGAGGAGUGAGGGGAGCUGGUGUGUAGGGGAUGCUGUUUUCCCUGCCUCCGCCUUGGCAGACUUCGACUUUUUUUAUUUUCCUAAUAUAUUUUUAUUAAUUUUGGAGAGGGAGGGAGAGACAGAAACAUCAAUGAUGAGAGAGAAUCAUUGAUUGGCUGCCUCCUGCAUACCCCCAACUGGGGAUUGAGCCCCAACCCAGGCAUGUGCCCUGACUGGGAAUCGAACCAUGACCUGGUUCAUAGGUCGAUGCUCAACCACUGAGCCACUCCGGCUGGGCGGGGUCUCUUUUUAUGUAGGUAUUUAUUACAAGUGGCCUUGUGUCAGACACACCAUUACACACGCGUGCACACUUGGCUCCCCACCUGGACACACCAAUGGCCUUUCAGUGUGGAGAGGACGAGAGUGUCCCUAGGUGUGAAGUUUGCACUGACAGGUUGGGGCCCAGGAUCCUCUGGAGGCCCCCGCAGAGGUCUUGAAUAGAUUUAUAUGCCUAAGAACUCCCUUUCAGUUCCUCCCUGGUCCUGGAGCCCUCCCAGGGGACUUUCUCCCGUCUCUCCUGGGGGCGGGGGAAGGGAAGGCCUUUCAGAUGCCUUAGAGGCCUCCAGGGAGAGUCCCAUUCGGCCCCCAGCCCCACGCAGCGCUCCCACCUCACAAGCUUGCUGCCUUCCUGCACUUGCAGCCGCUAGCACCACCCAGGUCCUCUGGAGCCAGUUCCACUCCCGAUGUGAUUACAAUGGAAAGAACAGGGAGAAGGGCAGGCCUGGUGCCCAGGGAAGAGUCCGGAACAUGGUGAACCGCCUCUCCUCAGCUCCGUUCACCUCCCUACAUCCUGAGGCUGGUCCAGAGUUAAAACUUGUGUCAGCCAGUCGCCCCUCGGGCCUGCACAGAUACCUCAUCCGCCCGCUGCCCGUGCCCCUCUCCGUCCCCAGCAGUGGGGGCUCUGAAUCUAGUGCCGAAUGACUAUGUCCAGACUGGUGACGAUGGGUGUUGCUGUUCUUGUUGUUUGUGAAUGCUGUGACUGUGCCCGAGAGGGCAGCCGCCCAGCCCUCCGGGCAUCUCCCUUCUGAGAGCUAUCAGGACCACAUCUGUCCUCACCCUGUGGGACCGCCUGCCCUGCCCCUCCCCUCCCCUCCCCUCCCCAGCCCUUCCAGCCUGGGGGACGUGCGCACACACACAUCUUACCUCUCAUGCGUGUUUUACUUUUUGAUGUUCAGAGUGGCUCACUGGCUGGGAAUCUUUACCUCGGGGAGAGGGGGAGGUUGGUUCCCUGGGGGGGCCAAAGAAGGGCAGGGAACGCCUGGAGGGAAACGGGGGCGGGGGUCACCAGAACCCCUGCUCUCUCCAGGAACAGCUGCUGCUCCCCCAUCCCAGGAUCCCACCCCCGUCCCCCAAAGAGGUGGCCCUUGUUUACAGUGAGGACUCGGUCACUGUGUCUCUGUUUCCUGAAAUAUAAAUCGUAGUGACCCCAGACUGUAGAGAUUUUUAUGUGUUUGGAUACAUCUGCUGUGUGGGAAAAAAAUUACAAAAAACCCUACUUUUGUACAUAUUGUAUUUUUACUAUUGAACUGUAUUCUAGUGGCUGUUCAUGCUCCAAGACUUUAGGUAUUGAGACAUGAAUACUAUCCAUGUAAUAAGCACUUGCCUGGAAUAAAAUAUAAAAUUGAAAUAAACCUGCACUGAAACCGGA
Myotis lucifugus (little brown bat) is the source of this 5123-nucleotide messenger RNA. It is a transcript of the gene MNT, whose product is annotated as MAX network transcriptional repressor. Gene Ontology annotation, biological process: regulation of transcription by RNA polymerase II. Gene Ontology annotation, molecular function: RNA polymerase II cis-regulatory region sequence-specific DNA binding; DNA-binding transcription factor activity, RNA polymerase II-specific. Lineage: Eukaryota; Metazoa; Chordata; Mammalia; Chiroptera; Vespertilionidae. The record is from RefSeq and is a predicted model, not a curated record.